GCAGCUUCCACUGCUCGAUUUUCAUGCGUCCGUGUAUAUAUGGACUUUCCAGCUGUCGCUAGACUCUUUAGACAGCUCGCGACCCAUCAAUUCUGCCAGCCCUUUCAGCAUGGUCGCCCUCUUCUCGUGGCGAAUCAACGCCGCACAAUCCGCUAUGGCGCCUCACGUCCGCAGCCCCAACCGAGGACCAAGACGGUCUCGGUAAGCCAUUGGCAACAGCGCACCGAUCAUUUCCCUCUGGACAAAGCAGAAGACUACAAACGGUACCCUACCGUAACCGCGGAUACGCUUCGAACUCGCAAAGAGCGGCCCAAGAGAGUCAAGAUGCUUAUGCGGGACUUCAUUGAAGACAGCUUGUACAAUCCGACUUAUGGAUACUUCAGCAAGAAUGUGACCAUAUUCUCCCCAGGAGCUCCAUUUGAUUUCAAUCGGCUCAAGGACGAAGUGGAGUUCAAUCGCUUACUGGGCGAGCGAUAUACGCAAUUCGAAGAUGAGUUAGAUGAGAAGGAAGGAUAUAGAGAGGAUAGGCAGCUAUGGCAUACGCCCACGGAGCUGUUCCGUCCGUUCUACGGCGAGGCGAUUGCAAGGUACAUGGUUGCGAACUACAAGUUGACGGUCUAUCCUUACCAUGACUUGGUGAUAUAUGAGUUGGGAGCGGGCAACGGGACCUUGAUGCUUAACAUUCUGGACUAUAUCCGCCGCACGGAUCCCGAGGUCUACGCCAGGACCAAAUUCAAGAUCAUUGAGGUGUCGUCAGCGUUAGCGAACCUGCAGCAUGCGCACCUGAACGCCACGCUUGCUAGUCGUGGGCAUGUCGAAAAGGUCGAGAUCAUUAAUAAGUCAAUCUUUGAUUGGGAUCAAUAUGUGUCGACACCCUGCUUCUUCCUUGCGAUGGAAGUCAUUGAUAAUUUCGCUCACGAUGUUCUGCGAUACGACCCCUCUACGGAAGAGUGUAUGCAAGGAUCCGUCCUUAUAGAUGCCGAAGGAGACUUUUACGAAUUCUACAGUCGGACGCUAGAUCCCGUGGCCGCACGCUAUUUGCGAGUCCGCGACGUUGCAUGCCAGGAUCGACAAUACAGUCACCCGCUUCAUUCAUCACGGUUGUGGCGCAGUUUUCGACACCAGCUCCCAUUAGCACCCAACCUCACCAUGCCCGAGUACAUCCCAACACGACUGAUGCAGUUCUUCUCAAUCCUCGGCACGCACUUUCCCGCUCACCGCCUCGUUACCUCGGACUUCCAUAGCCUGCCCCAAGCUACACCUGGCUACAACGCACCCGUCGUGCAGACGCGGUACCAGCGCCGAACGGUCCUCGUGCGUACGCCGUUAGUGCAUCAAGGUUACUUCGACAUCCUCUUCCCCACUGAUUUCGGCGUUAUGGAGGAUAUCUACCGUGCCAUCACGGGACGACUGACGAGAGUUAUGACGCACGAGGACUUCUUCCGCCGAUGGGCUUAUGUGGAGGAGACGCAGAUGCGGAGUGGAGAGAACGCUAUGCUGGGGUGGUACAAGAAUGCUAGUGUAAUGGUGACUGUUUAGUAGUAUAUUCCGUACAACGACUUCUGCAGUAUACAGCGGCGUGAUGAUCAUCUCACAUUCAUUGUCCGUGUAUAGACGUUGUCGGCCCAAUCGUCACUUACUACAGUAGGUAGGCUCUU
Molecule: messenger RNA, 1658 nt
Organism: Baudoinia panamericana UAMH 10762
Lineage: Eukaryota; Fungi; Ascomycota; Dothideomycetes; Mycosphaerellales; Teratosphaeriaceae
Exons: 1
Coding region: 40-1539 (499 amino acids)
Cellular component (GO): mitochondrion
Molecular function (GO): protein-arginine omega-N symmetric methyltransferase activity
Source: RefSeq, a predicted model, not a curated record